Messenger RNA from Phodopus roborovskii (desert hamster), 1476 nucleotides. It is a transcript of the gene Afg1l, whose product is annotated as AFG1 like ATPase. Bases 22 to 1464 code for a protein of 480 amino acids. The transcript has 13 exons. Gene Ontology annotation, cellular component: cytoplasm; mitochondrion. NCBI's taxonomy places the organism in Eukaryota, Metazoa, Chordata, Mammalia, Rodentia, Cricetidae. Gene Ontology annotation, molecular function: ATP binding; ATP hydrolysis activity. The record is from RefSeq and is a predicted model, not a curated record.
CCGGUGCGGACGGAGCUCAAGAUGGCGGCCUCCUGGUCGCCCUUGGUUACCCUGCGCUCCGCGGCGCGCAGCCGGCUGGCCGGGAGAGCUGUGGGGCGCGGGCCGCGGGCAGUUCGAACCCCUCCUCCGGCCCCCGGCCCCGGGCGACCCCUUUGCAAAGCCUACACGGUCCAGACAUCCGAAGGUGUCCGCCCAACAGCGGCUUCCGAGGCGCAUUCAAAAGCUUUGAGUGUUUGCCGCGGACCUCUGGACCACUACGACUUUCUGAUCCAAGCUCAGGAGCUGCGGGACGAUGAACAUCAAAGAAGAGUCAUUCAGCGCUUGCAGAAGUUACUGGAGGACCUGAAAGGGUACAGCAUAGAGGAGGAAGGGCUCUUCUCAAAGCUUUUUUCAAGGAAUAAACCUCCAAAGGGACUGUAUGUUUAUGGAGACGUUGGUACAGGGAAAACAAUGGUGAUGGACAUGUUUUAUACCUAUGUGGAGAUGAAGAGGAAAAAACGGGUCCAUUUUCAUGGCUUCAUGCUAGAUGUGCACAGAAGAAUACAUCGCCUUAAACAGAGCUUGCCAAAAAGGAAGGCAGGAUUCAUGACUAAGUCCUAUGACCCGAUAGCUCCCAUAGCCGAAGAAAUCAGCCAAGAAGCUUGUCUCCUAUGUUUUGAUGAAUUUCAGGUCACUGACAUUGCCGACGCCAUGAUUCUGAAACAGCUUUUUGAAAAUCUGUUCAAAAACGGGGUCGUCGUUGUGGCAACAUCCAACAGACCACCGGAAGAUCUCUAUAAAAAUGGACUCCAGAGGGCUAACUUUGUACCAUUUAUAGCUGUCCUGAAGGAAUAUUGCAAUACAGUCCAGCUAGAUUCUGGGAUAGAUUAUCGGAAAAGGGAACUCACCCCUGCAGGAAAACUCUACUACCUCACAAGUGAUGCUGAUGUGGAGGCUGUCAUGGAUAAGUUGUUUGAUGAGCUGGCCCAGAAACAAAACGAUUUAACUAGACCAAGGAUUCUAAAAGUGCAAGGCAGAGAGCUGCGGCUGAAUAAAGCCUGUGGAACCGUUGCCGACUGCACGUUUGAAGAGCUGUGUGAGAAACCACUUGGAGCCAGUGACUAUUUGGAACUAUCAAAGAAUUUUGAUACGGUAUUUGUACGAAACAUUCCACAGUUUUCACUGGCAAAGCGGACUCAAGCGAGGCGAUUCAUAACUCUCAUCGAUAACUUCUAUGACUACAAGGUGCGCAUAAUUUGCUGUGCGUCGGCUCCUAUCCCCAGCUUGUUCUCGAUUCAACACCAUGACAGUGAGUUGGAGCAGAGCAGGAUACUGAUGGACGACUUGGGGCUGGACCAGGACUCAGCAGGACUCUCCAUGUUCACUGGAGAAGAGGAAAUCUUCGCAUUUCAACGCACGAUUUCCCGCCUCACAGAGAUGCAAACUGAGCAGUACUGGAUCGAAGGGGACAGAAGCAAGAAGUAAGGUCACUUUCAC